Molecule: messenger RNA, 1104 nt
Organism: Haliotis rubra (blacklip abalone)
Lineage: Eukaryota; Metazoa; Mollusca; Gastropoda; Lepetellida; Haliotidae
Product: tetratricopeptide repeat protein 9C-like
Exons: 3
Molecular function (GO): protein binding
Source: RefSeq, a predicted model, not a curated record
AAAAUUCCAGACACAGUUAAACUUUCUAAAGCAAGACAUUAUAAAUCCGAGGGAAAUGACGCCUAUAAAAAUAAAAACUACAGACUGGCCAUUGGAAAAUACCACAGAGCUUUGUUGCAUCUGAAGGGAAUUGGUCAGGGCAGAGAAUCAUUAGCAGCGAUGUUCACCGGUCAGGAUGAAGAUGAAACACACCCAAUACCACAAGAGAUGAUUUUCGAAGUUGGAAAUCUUCAGUCAGAUUGUUAUAACAACUUAGCAGCCUGUCUCCUGCAGCAGGGUGAACCCAACUAUCAGAAAGUGAUUGAGUACUGUGACAGUGUACUUGCUAUCCAGACAGGCAAUGUCAAGGCAGUGUACAGAAAAGGACAAGCUUUGUACCACUUGAAAAGAUAUGAGAAAGCAUUAGAUGUCUUUAGCCAAGCCAGUGAAGAACCAUCAGUAAAGAAGUACACAACACUGUGUAAAAAAGAACUUCAAAAACAAGACAAGGAACUGAAAGCUGCUUACAGAGGCAUGUUUAGUAAAUAUUCAAAUGACUCAAAACAUCAUCAAGUAAAGACUAUGAGGCUGGUGCUGACGACAGUUAGCAGUCUACCAACGGAGCCAUUCAAUCGAGUGUGCCAUGCUUCUUGUUUUGUGGAUCAUUAAUCCAUCAUCAUAUCAUGGAUCAUCGCAUAGAUCAUCAUGUCCGAAACAUUCAGUCAAACAGUGCCAUUCUUGACAGUUUCAAGUAUUAUACUACUCAAACAAUGUUCGUAUACACAGUUAUUUCAUACUACUGUGGUUAAUCUGUCAUGUCUGUCCUAGUUACAUGAAAGAAUCUGGUGUUCUUUCACUUGAUUUCAGUAGUAUAUGUUAAUAACAGGUUCAGUAUAAGCUACAAAUGUCCCUUAGAUGUUGUAUUUUGGUUGGAUGCUCCCCUCAUUCACCUUUGCAGGAACAGACAUCGAGUUUCACCACUGUCGCAGCUUCAGUUGAUGUACAGAUUUGGAACCGACCCGUAAAGGUCCGGGUUAGAAUGAGCUUACAGUAACCCAUGCUUGUCGUAAGAGGCAACUAACAGGAUCGGGUGGUCAGGCUUGCUGGCUUGGUUGACACGUCAUC